Micropterus salmoides (largemouth bass) is the source of this 1291-nucleotide messenger RNA. It is a transcript of the gene ntpcr, whose product is annotated as nucleoside-triphosphatase, cancer-related. Gene Ontology annotation, molecular function: ATP hydrolysis activity. The transcript is spliced from 5 exons. Bases 66 to 653 code for a protein of 195 amino acids. The record is from RefSeq and is a predicted model, not a curated record. NCBI's taxonomy places the organism in Eukaryota, Metazoa, Chordata, Actinopteri, Centrarchiformes, Centrarchidae.
CGCGCAUGCGUCAACUCGGUGUGUACGGAAGAGCCGGAGCAGCAUGUUGAACUGUAUGAAGUGAGAUGUUUAAACACGUUUUUCUGACAGGACCUCCAGGUGUGGGGAAAACCACCCUGGUCCAGAAAGCCUGUGAGACUUUAGUGUCAUCAGGAGUGGGAGUUGAAGGGUUUUACACAGAGGAGGUCAGGGAGGGAGGCCGGAGAGUCGGCUUUGAUGUAGUCACAGUGACAGGAGAGAGGGGUCACCUGUCCAGAAUCAGAGAUGUUCCCGGUUCAUCUCAUGGCAGACGGGAAUACACAGUUGGGCAGUAUGUGGUUGACUUGCCUUCAUUUGAAAACCUGGCUCUCCCCCUCUUCAGAAACGUAGGAGCAGCAGACGGGGGCAGCAAGAAGGUCUUUGUCAUUGAUGAGAUUGGCAAAAUGGAGCUCUUCAGCCAGUCGUUCAUCCGGUCAGUAAGACAGACUUUAGAUAGCUCUUCUUGCGCCGUCCUGGGCACCAUCCCCAUCCCCAAGGGUAAACCGCUGGGUCUUGUGGAAGAGGUGCGGAGCAGGCAUGAUGUCAAGGUCUUCACGGUUUCUAAGGAAAACAGAAGUGCUAUUCUACAAGACAUUUUAGCAGAACUGCAAAAUUGUCUUAAACAUAAAACCUGACAUGGAGAUUCGGAGCCACUAAAAGGGGAACACCCUGCCGUUUGUGUGUGUUUUUGCUGACAACAACUUUUAUUUGUGUCAAUGCAUAUACAGUACACACAGUCAGACUAUUCAUGCUUCUUAACAGGGAUCUGACCUAACCUGAGGGGCAUGCCUAGUUGCUGGGGCGAGUUAGUGUGUCACAUGCAUGCAUUUAUGUACACAAUUCAUUUUUUACAGCCUCAAAAUGGAUUGCACGCUGAAUAAUUGAUUGUGAGAUGGAACACAGUGGGGGAAUUGUUCACUUAGUGUGUAAAUAUCCUGUGAGCUCAGAGCCAAAGACUGCAAGUCCUCCAAACAGCUCUGUUUUAUUUUUUAUUUAGUUCUCAUAAAGUUUCUCAUUUAUUAGUGUGUAAUAAUCAUUUGUUUAUGAGGACAAGUACUGCUAUUUGUUUUAAAAGGGGCAAACAGAGCAGCGCCCCUGUUAAUUAAUUUAGUUCCUUACUAUCUGAGCCUCCUUUGUCAACCUUAGGGUGUGUUUAUUGAAAAUCAAUCAAUAUUUAACAGUGCAAGUAUGUCCAAUCAUUUCAUGGUUUAUUCAUCCAUUAGCUUAAAUUAAAUAAAAUAAAAAUAAUAAGUUACUCUCUUGUCAACAACCA